AGUAUAAUUGCCUUAAAUAUAUUAAUAUUAUAUAUAAUUUAUAUUACACAAAUUAAUAAGGUUAAAUAUCCUAUUAAAUUAAAUAUUACUAAUAGAAAUCAAGUUACUAAUUUUUAUAGUCCUUUAAAUAUAGAUAUGAUUAGUAUUAUAUAUGGUUCUUUGUUAGGAAAUGGUCAUGCUGAAAGACGUUCUGGUGGUAAAGCUACUAGAAUUUGUUUUUAUCAAGAAUCUAGUAAUGAAGAAUAUUUAUUAUAUUUACAUAGUUUAAUAGCUAAUUUAGGUUAUUGUAAUACUACAAUUCCUAAGAUAUCUACUAAAUUAAAAAAGAAUGGUAAAAUAAGAAAAGUUAUUAGAUUUACUACUUGAUCUUAUCAUCAAUUUAAUCACAUUCAUUCUAAAUGAUAUAUACCUAAUCCUCAACCUAUUAAAGGAAUAAGUAAUUAUAUUAAAAUAUUACCUAAGGAUUUAGAAUUAUAUCUAACUCCUUUAGCUCUUGCUAUCUGAAUUAUGGAUGAUGGGGGUAAAGUUGGUAAUGCUAUAAAAUUAAGUACUAAUAAUUUUACUUAUGAUGAAUUAUUAUUCUUAACUAGUAUACUUAAAAAUAAAUAUAAUCUUACUUGUUCUCUACAGUCUACUGGUGCUGAAUCUCAAUAUUCUAUAUAUAUAUGAGUUGAAUCUAUGCCUGAUUUAGUAAAGAUAGUAAAACCUUAUAUAGUACCAUGUAUGAAAUAUAAAUUUGGAAAUCAUAUAUAA
This is a messenger RNA of Lodderomyces theae, 753 nucleotides long. NCBI's taxonomy places the organism in Eukaryota, Fungi, Ascomycota, Pichiomycetes, Serinales, Debaryomycetaceae. The record is from the annotation of a RefSeq genome assembly.